Messenger RNA from Ceraceosorus guamensis, 1662 nucleotides. RefSeq names its product putative ARG4-arginosuccinate lyase. The record is from RefSeq and is a predicted model, not a curated record. Gene Ontology annotation, cellular component: cytosol. NCBI's taxonomy places the organism in Eukaryota, Fungi, Basidiomycota, Exobasidiomycetes, Ceraceosorales, Ceraceosoraceae. The coding region runs from base 182 to 1582 and encodes 466 amino acids. Gene Ontology annotation, molecular function: argininosuccinate lyase activity. The transcript is spliced from 4 exons.
UGCCGGUCGCGCCCGCUCCUGCGCAAAUGAGAUCUACUAGCUUUUGACCAGGCUUCAGGCGACGCGCAAUUCCCCUUCUCAUCACAUCUCUCGCUCAAGCCAUCGUCCGUGAAUCGAGCCGAUUGUUCACUUUCCCUCAUCCUCCAAAAGAGUCACAAUCCACCACCAACGCCUUUUGAUCAUGAGCGGUCAAGAAGAUUUCUCGAAGCGCAAGCUUUGGGGUGGUCGCUUUACAGGCACGACCGAUCCCAUCAUGCACGCGUACAAUGAGUCCCUCUCCUACGAUCAGCGCAUGUGGGCGCAAGAUAUCCGAGGUUCACAAGCCUACGCUAGAGCCUUGGUAGGGUGCGGUAUCCUGACUGCCGAAGAACGAGAUCAGAUCGUCGCUGGUCUGGACAGGGUGGGGGAGGAAUGGAAAGCUGGGAAAUUCCAAGCUGCUCCGGAUGAUGAGGAUAUUCAUACUGCCAAUGAGCGAAGACUCAAAGAGAUCAUUGGUGCUGUGGCUGGGAAGCUGCACACUGGUAGGAGCAGAAAUGAUCAGGUGGCUACGGACAUGAGACUUUGGCUCAUCGAUGAGGCUGCCAAGCUGGAGACUCUGCUUAUCCAACUCAUCGAUGUCAUGGUCAAGAGGGCCAAAGCAGAGAUUGAUGCGCUCAUGCCCGGCUACACUCACCUUCAAAGGGCCCAACCCAUCCGCUGGUCGCACUUGCUCCUCUCGCACGCCUCCUACCUAUCCUCGGACCUAUCGCGUUUGAGAGAUCUGAGACCUCGUAUCAGCGUCCUUCCGCUCGGAAGCGGACCAUUGGCCGGCAAUCCUUUCAGUCCAGACAGAGUCGCCAUCGCCAAGGAUCUCGGCUUCCUCUCGGUCGGGCCAAACAGCAUGUACAACGUCAGCGAUAGGGACUUUGUAGUGGAGACGCUCAUGUGGGCCAGUUUGACUGCUGUGCACCUCAGCAAGCUUGCAGAAGACUUUAUCAUCUACUCUAGCGCCGAAUUUGGAUUCAUGACACUUUCGGACGCAUAUAGCACGGGCUCUUCCAUCAUGCCUCAAAAGAAGAAUCCAGAUAGCCUGGAACUUCUUCGAGGCAAGAGCGGACGCAUCUUUGGUCAAAUGGCAGGGUUCAUGAUGACGCUCAAGGGCAUUCCGUCGACGUACAACAAGGAUCUGCAAGAGGACAAGGAACCUCUCUUCGAUGCUGUGGACACCAUUGGACGCGGCACACAGAUCGCUACAGGUGUCAUCUCUACGCUCGAGAUUCAUCCUGCCAAGAUGCGUGCUGCAUUGACGCCGGACAUGCUCGCGACGGACCUGGCCGAGUACUUGGUCCGCAAAGGCAUCCCUUUUCGUGAGACGCAUCACGUUUCCGGAUCAGCAGUCAGACUCUCCGAGGAGCGCAAAUGCAAAUUAUCCGAUUUGACCUUGGAAGAUUUCAAGACUCUGCAUCCCGCUUUUGAAGAAGACGUGGCCAAGGUCUGGAGCUUUGAUGAGAGUGUGGAGAGGAGAGAUGCAAUUGGAGGGACCAGCAAGAGGGCGGUACUUGAGCAGUGCGAUACGCUCGAGAAGAACUUGAAAGCGCAGUAAGAGGUGGGAAAGAUUGUCACAAGAUAGAUUACAGAGAGUGAUGCGAGCAAACGUAAUACAACAAGCGUAUUCCAGCAUGC